AAUCAUUUUGUUUCUUUAUUUAUAAGGAACUUGGAUUUUUAGCUGUGUGAAAAUCACGUUUUAUGCAACAAUUCUCUUGGAUCUGGGAGGCAGGAUAUGUCGACUCGUUACAUACGAGAUUUUUAAAUGGAAAAUACUUUGCUUUAUGCAAAUCGUGGAUGCAGGUGAUGGUGAAGGUGAAAUAGACAUGGAACUUUCACAUGGCUUAGAUAUUGAAGAUGAAGACCUUGCUACUGGAUUAUCAACAAGUGAUGCUGGUUUUGACACUAUCAUUGGUCACAUAGAAGAUAUUGUAAUGGAAGAAAAGUUUCAAACAAUUCAAAACAGUUUUUUAGAUAAAUAUUAUAAAGAGUUUGAAGAUACAGAAGAAAAUAAAUUCUGCUAUACUGAUAUCCAUAAAGAAUAUAUAUCUAUAAUAGAAUCUUAUUUAGAAACAGAACUGAAGAAGAGGAUGCCAGAAUUUUCCAUGUUAGACUUCACUCAACAAUUGCAGGUCAGAAAGCAAGAGUUGGAAGGAGAAAUUUUUGAAAUUCUAAUCACCUUCAGUGAUUUUAUGGCAUUUAAAGAAAUGUUGCUUGACUAUAGGAAAGAUAAAGAAGGCAACACAAUAGAUCUCAGUGGUGGCCUGACCAUUGUACCUGUUAAAGACAAGACAAAUUCUGGAAGUUUCUCAGGACUUUGCAUUUCUGGGAAAUCUAUCAAUGGACCAUAACUGUGUGAACAGCUUUUUAAAAUAGACAAUGUAUUAUAUUUUUGUGAACAAGUUCAAGGCAAGUCAUUUCAUCAAUGCAACAGAAGUUUUCAAGAGUUUGCAAGAGUUCCUCAUGCUAUUGACAUUUUUCUAUUUUUCUAAACAAGAGAUAGUGGAUGAAAAAGAGUAAGAGAUAAUAAUUAAAGCUCGCUAUUGUCAUUAUUUAAAUCUGUUGUCAAAUUGGGUACCAGAGUGCCUUUGAUUCACCUAGUCGGCUCCUGCCUGUAGUCAUAUUGAACAUAUGUGUACAAAUGUGACCAUACUAAUGUAGUUAAAAUACUUCUUAGCUAUGAUUUUUAAAGUUUAUAAAAAGUCUUGUUUAUCAAUAGAUGUUUAGGAUAACAAUGGUAACUCAUUAGGACAUGCAUUAGAUUAGUAAUUUGGCUGUUUUGUUACAGCUGAUCCAAGCUAAUAGAAAAUCUUAUUUAUGGUUGUAAAAUGAUCAAAAUCUUGUUGAGUUAUGACUUGAUUAUUUACAUAUUAUUGAUAAUGGCUUGCAUAUUUUUUAUUUCAAGUCAAUUUAAAUGUGAUAUAUAUUAAAUUGUGCUGACUAACUCAUAGUUACACUGUGGACAUGUGAAGGUGUCUAACUUAACUAAAUGCCAAUCUUGUACAGUUCAUUUCAUUACGUAUUUGAUUCAUUUUAUCAUUUUGAAAGUAUUUUAAGGAUCAAUGAAUGGUGGUUCACAGCUGGAUGCCUCUUCUGACAGUUCAUUUUAUAAUAUAGUACUUAGUUUUUUAUUGUAAAUACAAGACCAAAACAUUGAGUUGUAUCUCUAAGUUGUAACUUUAAAAACCUUCACCUACUGUUUUUAUAUGAUAAUAAUUGCUCAAUAGUGUCGUAGAAACAAAUUUAAAGGAAAGAAAGACAAAUACUUUUACCUUUGUGACUCAAAUUUUUCAACUUAUUUUGGGCAGUUAUCUGCAAAAAACCUUUAAAUUGGUCAUUCUAUAAUUGGUUCACAUUGACUUACUGGCCAUUUGACAUUGAUUCAGAAAGUUAAAAAUAAUAUCUGAAAGCUAUUAGUUUUAUUCCAGUUGUGUUUGUAUAUUUGAAAAGUUAGAGUAAAUUAAAAGAAUUUAAUAGUCUGUUUAUUUAUCUAGUUUAGAGAAAAAAAAUGUCCCAGUAAAAUAUGAAUGAUUAAUAAAAGCAUUUUAUUCUGCUUACAACAGUUUAAUUUCAGUUCACGUAAUUUUAUCUAAUGGUCUGCAAUCUACUGUGACAUUCCAUGGUUUUCUUUGUGUGCUCUUAUCUUGUUUUUAAUGACUGAUGAAUUUUUUUUACAAAUAAGAAGAGUUUCGUGCAUGUGUGAAAAGUAAGGUUUUGUUCUGCCAUGAAUGGUUUGAAUCUCUUUUACUUAUAGUAAGGCUUUGAUGAACAGAGUCAUUCUUAUAAAACACUAACUUGUUAGUUAUUUGACUGUUUACUAUCAUUUAUUCAUGUUUGUAUGCACAAUUAGCUCCUCAUAAUUGUUAAAUAAAAUAGUAAAAACAUUGUUUUUAAC
Physella acuta is the source of this 2256-nucleotide messenger RNA. RefSeq names its product ADP-ribosylation factor-like protein 2-binding protein. Gene Ontology annotation, biological process: positive regulation of tyrosine phosphorylation of STAT protein; maintenance of protein location in nucleus. Gene Ontology annotation, cellular component: mitochondrial intermembrane space. The record is from RefSeq and is a predicted model, not a curated record. Lineage: Eukaryota; Metazoa; Mollusca; Gastropoda; Physidae.